GGUAUUUAUGAGUAAAUUUGAAUUACCACAGAGAGACAGAGAGAGAGAGAGAGAGGAGAAAAAUAGGAAAAAAGAAAACGUAAAAAAGUUUAUAGCUCCAUUUCCCUACACAGUGGAGCGAAGACUGAGAGCCGAAAGUGACGAACCAAUGGGGAAAAACAACAUCAACAGCAGCGGAACAGAGAACCUCAUCAGAGUGACAAAAACCACAUGAAACCCAAAACUAAAAACAAAACCAAAAACAAUAAAAGCAAACCCCCAAGUACCUUUUUUUUAUUUUUCUUCCUCUGCCACCUAGAACUAGGGCCUGCCCACAUCUUUAAUUUAUUUUUUCUUUUAAAUUUUCAAAAAAAAAAAAAGCAAAAAUUUUUGCGUUGGUCCGAAUCCAAAAACCCCUUAAGAGUGUUUUUGGGAAGAAACAAAAUCGUGAACGAAUACUGCGCAGGAUCACGGACCCCCGUGAUUUCCCUUUGACUCUCUGCUCCAUACCCCACAGUACUAUUACUCUGUUCUUAUCAUGGCUUCGAAACCCUAAAAAAAAAAAAAAAAAUGUUCGGAGACUAGGAAAUUAGAAAACCAUGAAGAUCGGUGAACCGGUGUCGUUUCUGCUAGUUGUCUGGCGGUGAGGGGGGAGAUCGCUUGGUGUUGUUCGGGGUAUCUUUUUUUUUUUUUUUUUUUUUUUUUUGUGGGUCAUGAGGAUUUGCUGGUUGGAAUCAGAGGAUUUGAGUAGCUGACUCGCUCAAUUUCGUCUUUUUCAUAUUUAGCUUGUUCCAAUUUUUUUUUUUUUUUUUACCUUGGUGUUCUGAAAAACGGGAAAAAAAAAAAAAACCCAUUUGGUGUUUCGAAAUUUUUUUUUUCUGGAAUCGGAUCGGAAUUUGCUGUUAUGAGCUUGUUUGAGGUUGGUUCUGAGCUCUGAUCUCGAAGAUUUCUAAUAGGUUCUUUGUGUUUGGAGCUGUCUCUUUGAUUUCGGAAAACAAGGAUAAACUGCGUCGCAGUGAAGGAUAGUGUUGUCCCUUGUCGGCCCUAUCUGUAUCCUCACAUUUUGCAAGUUGAAGAAUUUUAUGGAGGAGUAAGUAGAAAUCUGAGAGAUUGAGAGAGACAAAAAAGCUCUGCAAGUUUAUACAUUGCUGUACAUACCCAUUUGCCUCUGUGAUGCUCUGAAGCUCUGUAACGUGUCUGAGGCAGUGCUUAAGGAAGAAAAGCUACGUGGGUUUGGUUCGUCUGUUUUUCUUCUUUGUGGGUGUUUUGGAAUCUUGAGGUGAACAUCGAAAAUGGCUAUGUCCUGCAAGGAUGGUAAAGGCGGACCGGACAACGGUAAGUAUGUACGGUACACACCUGAGCAGGUUGAAGCCCUUGAGAGGCUCUAUCAUGAGUGCCCCAAACCCAGUUCGAUUCGUCGUCAACAGCUUAUAAGGGAAUGCCCAAUUCUCUCUAACAUCGAGCCCAAACAAAUCAAGGUCUGGUUCCAGAACCGAAGAUGCCGAGAGAAGCAAAGGAAAGAGGCAUCACGCCUUCAAGCUGUGAAUAGGAAACUGACAGCAAUGAAUAAGCUUUUAAUGGAGGAGAAUGAUAGGUUGCAGAAGCAGGUGUCACAGCUGGUAUAUGAAAAUGGAUACUUCCGCCAGCAUACCCAGACUACAACGCUUGCAACCAAAGACACAAGUUGUGAAUCGGCGGUAACUAGCGGUCAACACCAUGUGACACCUCAGCAUCCGCCGAGAGAUGCUAGUCCUGCAGGGCUUUUGUCCAUUGCAGAAGAAACUUUAGCAGAGUUUCUUUCAAAGGCUACUGGAACUGCUGUGGAGUGGGUCCAAAUGCCUGGAAUGAAGCCUGGUCCGGAUUCCAUAGGAAUCGUUGCUAUUUCUCAUGGUUGCACUGGAGUGGCAGCACGAGCCUGCGGCUUGGUGGGUCUAGAACCUACAAGGGUUGCGGAGAUCCUCAAGGAUCGACCUUCGUGGUUCCGUGACUGCCGAGCUGUGGAUGUUUUAAACGUGCUGCCCACAGCAAAUGGUGGAACCAUUGAGCUGCUUUAUAUGCAGCUCUAUGCGCCUACUACUUUGGCCCCUGCUCGUGAUUUCUGGCUGUUGCGCUAUACUUCUGUCUUAGAUGAUGGCAGCCUUGUGAUCUGUGAGAGAUCUCUUAAAAACACUCAAAAUGGCCCAACCAUGCCUCCAGUGCAGCAUUUCGUUCGAGCAGAAAUGCUGCCUAGUGGAUACCUGAUACGGCCUUGUGAAGGAGGUGGUUCUAUCAUUCACAUUGUUGAUCAUAUGGAUUUGGAGCCUUGGAGUGUGCCAGAAGUAUUGCGUCCGCUGUAUGAAUCAUCAACUGUUCUUGCUCAAAAGACAACAAUGGCAGCUUUACGCCAGCUAAGACAGAUAGCUCAUGAAGUUUCUCAGUCCAAUGUCACUGGCUGGGGUAGACGACCUGCAGCUCUACGAGCACUGAGCCAGAGGUUAAGCAGGGGUUUUAAUGAGGCACUUAAUGGUUUUACUGAUGAGGGGUGGUCGAUGAUGGGAAACGAUGGCAUGGAUGAUGUCACCAUCCUUGUAAACUCAUCUCCUGACAAGCUAAUGGGAUUGAAUCUUUCCUUUGCAAAUGGAUUUCCAGCUGUCAGCAAUGCAGUUUUAUGUGCUAAAGCUUCAAUGCUGUUACAGAAUGUACCUCCUGCUAUCCUUCUCAGGUUCCUGCGAGAGCAUAGAUCAGAGUGGGCAGACAAUAAUAUUGAUGCUUACUCAGCUGCAGCCAUUAAAGUAGGCCCCUGUAGUUUAGCAGGGUCUAGAGUUGGAAGUUUUGGGGGUCAAGUUAUACUUCCUCUGGCACAUACUAUUGAGCAUGAAGAGUUCUUGGAAGUCAUCAAGUUAGAAGGGGUUGGUCAUUCUCCUGAAGAUGCAAUUAUGCCCAGAGAAAUGUUUCUUUUGCAACUUUGCAGUGGAAUGGAUGAGAAUGCUGUUGGCUCAUGUGCUGAACUAAUUUUUGCUCCAAUUGAUGCAUCUUUUGCUGAUGAUGCACCUCUCUUGCCAUCUGGUUUCCGUAUUAUUCCUCUAGAUUCUGGGAAGGAAGCCUCCAGUCCAAAUCGUACCUUGGACCUUGCUUCUGCUCUUGAAAUUGGGCCGAGUGGGAAUAAAGCAUCUAGUGAUUAUUCUGCAAAUAAUGGUUGUAUGAGAUCUGUGAUGACCAUAGCAUUUGAAUUUGCAUUUGAAAGCCACAUGCAAGAACAUGUAGCAUCCAUGGCUCGACAAUAUGUUCGCAGCAUUAUAUCAUCAGUUCAAAGGGUGGCAUUAGCACUCUCACCUUCACAUUUGAGUUCUCAGGCAGGACUCCGAUCACCUCUAGGUACUCCUGAAGCACAGACGCUGGCUCGUUGGAUCUGCAACAGUUACAGGUGCUACAUGGGUGUCGAGCUACUGAAAUCCAACACUGAAGGGAGUGAGUCCAUCCUCAAAACCUUGUGGCAUCACUCAGAUGCCAUUAUGUGUUGCUCUUUGAAGGCAUUGCCAGUUUUCACCUUUGCAAACCAGGCUGGGCUUGAUAUGCUUGAGACUACGUUGGUUGCUCUGCAAGACAUUACUUUGGAAAAGAUUUUCGAUGACCAUGGACGAAAGACUCUCUGCUCAGAAUUUCCACAGAUAAUGCAGCAGGGUUUUGCUUGUCUUCAAGGUGGCAUCUGUCUUUCAAGCAUGGGGCGACCAGUGUCGUAUGAAAGAGCAGUGGCUUGGAAGGUGCUGAAUGAAGAGGAAAACGCCCACUGCAUCUGCUUUAUGUUUAUGAACUGGUCUUUUGUGUGACAUUGAGAACAAGACAUAGUUUAAGAAAAAAGAUGUUAAAAACUUUUAUGCCUUUUUAAUUAUGUGUGUCUUUUUCUAUGAAAAACCUUGGGAUGUUGGAGACUGAUAGUGCCAUCUUGUUACUGCUUUAGAUACCUUUGUGUAUGUGUUAAAAAGAUUAUUAGUUGACUUCGCUCUUCCAUUUCAUUA
This is a messenger RNA of Ziziphus jujuba (common jujube), 3974 nucleotides long. Its product is annotated as homeobox-leucine zipper protein ATHB-15. The coding region runs from base 1272 to 3785 and encodes 837 amino acids. NCBI's taxonomy places the organism in Eukaryota, Viridiplantae, Streptophyta, Magnoliopsida, Rosales, Rhamnaceae. The record is from RefSeq and is a predicted model, not a curated record. The transcript has 18 exons. Gene Ontology annotation, molecular function: lipid binding; DNA-binding transcription factor activity; DNA binding.